AUGUCUGUACACGCUACAACCAAUCCAAUUAACAAGCAUGUAGUUCUAAUUGAUAACUACGAUUCCUUCACCUGGAAUGUCUACGAGUACUUGUGCCAAGAGGGUGCAAAAGUCAGCGUCUACCGUAAUGAUGCAAUUACAGUUCCCGAAAUUGCUGCUCUAAGUCCCGACACAGUGCUUAUUUCGCCUGGGCCAGGCCACCCAAAGACCGAUUCUGGUAUUUCAAGGGACUGCAUCCGAUACUUUGCUGGGAAGAUUCCUGUAUUUGGGAUCUGUAUGGGCCAGCAGUGCAUGUUCGACGUCUUUGGUGGUGAGGUCGCCUAUGCUGGUGAGAUCGUCCAUGGUAAGACCUCCCCAAUUUCUCAUGACAACUGUGGAAUUUUUAAAAACGUACCUCAAGGUAUUGCUGUAACCAGAUACCACUCUUUGGCUGGUACCGAACAAUCCCUGCCAUCUUGUUUGAAGGUUACUGCAAGCACCGAAAAUGGUAUUAUCAUGGGUGUGAGACACAAGAAGUAUACCGUAGAAGGUGUACAGUUUCAUCCGGAAUCUAUCUUGACCGAAGAAGGCCAUCUCAUGAUCAGAAAUAUUCUAACCAUUAAUGGGGGAACCUGGGAGGAAAACGGAUCAUCUCCUUCCAACUCUAUUUUAGAUCGUAUCUACGCCCAACGUAAAAUAGACGUUAAUGAGCAAUCAAAAAUACCAGGUUUCACUUUUCAAGACUUGCAGUCAAACUAUGAUUUAGGUUUAGCUCCACCGGUACAGGAUUUCCAUGCUGUAUUGUCAUCAUCCCAAAUGAGAGCUGUCGUUCUUGCUGAAGUCAAGCGUGCUUCUCCAUCAAAGGGACCUAUUUGUUUAAAAGCCAUCGCUGCCCAACAGGCCUUGAAGUAUGCAGAGGCUGGGGCCUCUGCUGUUUCCGUAUUGACCGAACCCCAUUGGUUUCAUGGGUCACUACAGGAUUUAGUAAAUGUAAGAAGAAUUCUAGAUUUGAAAUUUCCCUCUAAUGAGAGACCUUGUGUUCUAAGAAAAGAAUUUAUCUUCAGCAAGUAUCAAAUUCUAGAAGCAAGAUUAGCGGGAGCUGACACCGUCCUUCUUAUAGUUAAGAUGAUAUCCCAACCCUUGUUAAAAGAGCUGUACGAGUACAGUAAAGAGUUAAACAUGGAGCCUCUUGUGGAGGUAAGCUCGAAAGAUGAAUUACAACGGGCUUUGGAUAUUGGUGCUAAAGUUAUAGGUGUCAAUAAUAGGGAUCUACACUCAUUCAACGUGGACUUGAAUACCACAAGUAACUUGAUAGAAUCUACUCCAAAGGAUGUUCUUUUAAUUGCUUUGUCGGGAAUUACCACAAAGGAAGAUGCUGAAAAAUACAAGAAAGAGGGUGUCCAUGGAUUUUUAGUGGGUGAAGCCCUAAUGAAAUCAACGAACGUGAAGAAGUUCAUUCACGAAUUAUGCGAGUGA
Molecule: messenger RNA, 1455 nt
Organism: Saccharomyces mikatae IFO 1815
Lineage: Eukaryota; Fungi; Ascomycota; Saccharomycetes; Saccharomycetales; Saccharomycetaceae
Gene: TRP3
Product: bifunctional anthranilate synthase/indole-3-glycerol-phosphate synthase
Exons: 1
Coding region: 1-1455 (484 amino acids)
Biological process (GO): L-tryptophan biosynthetic process
Cellular component (GO): cytosol
Molecular function (GO): indole-3-glycerol-phosphate synthase activity
Source: RefSeq, a predicted model, not a curated record